Messenger RNA from Daldinia childiae, 1596 nucleotides. RefSeq names its product High-affinity methionine permease. Gene Ontology annotation, molecular function: L-amino acid transmembrane transporter activity. Gene Ontology annotation, biological process: amino acid transmembrane transport. NCBI's taxonomy places the organism in Eukaryota, Fungi, Ascomycota, Sordariomycetes, Xylariales, Hypoxylaceae. The coding region runs from base 1 to 1596 and encodes 531 amino acids. Gene Ontology annotation, cellular component: membrane. The transcript is spliced from 3 exons. The record is from RefSeq and is a predicted model, not a curated record.
AUGUCAUCAGCGACAGAGGUCGGGAAAGAUUCAGACCCCGACACACGGGAACUGAAUGCUCCUACGGACGAGGAGUAUGCCUCCUCGACUAACGAUGGAAUUCAGCAGUUCGCUUAUUCCGACUCACGGAAAAUCGGUGUUACCGGUGCUGUGUUUCUGAUUUUGAAUAAGAUGAUCGGAACCGGAAUUUUCUCUACCCCCUCGGCCAUCUUUGCCGCAACUGGAUCGGUUGGCAUAUCGAUAAUAUUAUGGAUUGUUGGUGGUAUUUUGACAUUCUGCGGUCUGAGCGUAUUCCUUGAGUUUGGUUUAGCUAUUCCGCUCUCCGGUGGCGAGAAGAAUUAUCUCGAACGUGUCUACCGCCACCCGCGUUACCUAGCUUCAUGUGUUUUGGCAUCACAGAUGAUCCUUCUAGGAUUCUCAUCCGGAAACUCUCUCGCGUUCGGCCGGUAUGUCUUAGCUGCUGCCGGAAGCACAGAAGGAGAUGGUUGGACGGCCCGUGGCAUCGCUAUCGCGUGUAUUACUUUCGCCGUCGCGCUCCAUUCGAUUUUUCCUAAAUGGGGGUUGAGGCUUGUGAAUCUCUUAGGAAUAUUCAAAGUGGUCAUCGUGAUCUUCAUCGUAUUUUCGGGCUUCGCCGCUAUCUCUGGUCGACUUCUCAUCCCGCCGCCCGGUAACUUCAAAAACGCGUUCGCCAUCGAGGUGACAGAGAAUUAUGGUGGCCGGGGCGCAUACGGGUACGCGACAGCGCUAUUGCAGAUCAUCUACAGUUACAAGGGCUGGGAGAACGCCAACUACGUGCUUGGAGAACUGAAGAAUCCUCGCAAGACCCUCGCGAUUGCAGCACCCAUAGCUAUCGGCGGUGUUACCAUCUUGUAUGUUCUGGCCAACGUAGCCUACUUCGCAGCAAUAACGAAGGACGACCUCGCUACAUCUGAAGUGUUAGUAGCUGGGUUAUUCUUUCGCAACGUUUUCGGUGAUAGUGCUGCCGCACGGGCUCUCCCUGCUUUUGUUGCACUGAGCAAUCUGGGUAACGUGCUGGCCGUGAGUUUUGCACACGCUCGACUCAACCAAGAAUUCGGAAAAGAAGCGCUUCUACCGUAUGGAAAGUUUUGGGCAUCUAUCAAGCCUUUUGACGCGCCAGCUGCUGCUCUUUUCCUCCAUUGGCUUAUCACAGUGAUCAUCCUCGUCGCUCCUCCCGCAGGCCCCGCCUACAACUUCGUCGUCAACUUAUAUACCUACCCUGGUGCUUGGAUCAAUGGUUUUGUCACUGCCGGCCUCAUCUAUCUCCACUACAAGAAGUCGGAGAAUUGGACAUCGCCUUGGCAUACAUAUUUACCGAUUAGCGUCAUCUAUCUCUUAGCCAAUAUCUUCCUCGCUAUUGUCCCCUUCGUCCCGCCGUCUGGAGACUGGAAUGCCGACGGCUAUCCCUAUUUUAUAUUCCCCGUUGUCGGAGUUGGCGUUUUACUUCUAGGUGGAGUAUACUGGGUAUGUUGGUCUAAGAUCUGGCCGGCGAUCGGUGGGUAUAGGAUCGAAGUUCAUAGAAUUGUCGAAGACGACGGCAAGGAGGUGGUGCGGUAUCGGAAGAUCAAGACGAAGUAG